GUGUCGUCAUUGCAAACUUUGAUCUUAUGUCUAUAAUUUGUCCAAAAAUCAAGUUCAUAGGUAGUCUAUGCAGUCUAUAGUUCAAUACAUCAAGCACCUAAGGACCCAAAAAAACACAGUAAAACAAUGCCAUUCUUGAAUGACUGCUGUUGCUAAUGUAAUAGUUAUGUUGUUGCAUCAAUUUUUUUACAGAACUAUAAGAAAAMUCCUAGAUGAUAACUCAGACAACUGGGAACAAUAUCUUGAUGGAGCUGUUUUUGCUUUAAAUACAAAUGUCAGUACAACAACACGCUACAGUCCCUUUUUUUUGAUGUAUGGUCGCCACCCAAUAUUUCCCUUUGAAAGUGAAAAGUACAACAAGAAAUGUGAUUCCACAACUCAGACCUCAAAUGAUGAGACUGAGAUAGCAAAAUCCAUUGAAAGCAGGAUGGAAGCUUUUAAAAAAAUCCAUGAUGAAAUCUUCCCCAAUGUUUCUACCAAUAUAUCAAAUGCCCAAGAGAAACAGAAAUUACAAUACCAAAAGAAAAGAGGAGCUAUAUGCCCAUUUAAAGAAGGCGACCUGGUAUUAAAGAGAAACAUGCUACAAAAAACAAAGAAGGGCCACAAAAUGGAAGAUAACUGGCUUGGGCCAUAUGAGUUGUGCGAGGUCGAUGAAAAGAAUGGCACAUGCCGACUGAAGAGUUCCUGCACAGGUAAAAUCCUUAAACGAAAAACACCUAUGAAACAACUCAAAACAUACAACCCUAGUCCAACUCAGCCCCCCUCCAACAAACCUGCCACAACUGUGCCUCAAGCUUCCACCUGUAAUAAUGGCAGUCCUACAUCAGCACCUUAUCAGCCCACCUCUAAAAAACCUGCCACAACUGUACCUCCAGCUUCCACCUGUAAUAAUGGCAGUCCUACUGUAAAAUCAGACACAAAGUCCACAAAAACUGAUCCAACAUCAGCAGCAUCUAUGGCCAGAUAUAAUGAAAUAAUUAGCAAGCUAACAGGUGAUGAGAUAGUGAAAAUAUUUGAAACAGCUGCCCUGCCACAUUUAAAAAACAUUUUGACAGGAAAAGAGAAGAGUUGGCGCUUUGACGUUUUAAAGUKUAAAUCAUUUGAGAUGAAAAGAAGUGAUCUUUCAUGGAACGUCCACUUUAGCUGUUUGUCACAAGAACAAGAGGAUAUUCUAUYUGAUCUCCUGCAAGACCACUUCCCACAUGAAAACGUUGAGUGUGUUACAAAGGUCCUCCUCCCUGAAUCUAUUGUCAAGAUAAUUCAAAGUUGUCUAGAUAURACUGAAGCUGAAGCUGAGCUAUACGCGAAAACCAGCAAUGAUGAGAGUGUCCACAACUUCGAGGAGAAACUACGAGAAGACAUCACAAAAAAGAAACGAAAGGGUACUCAUGCAUUCUCCAGUACGUCUUUGCCAAAAAAGAAGAAGACCAAUGUCGGUAUUUCUAAAGGCCUACCUAAAAGGUUAAAAAGCUGUUUCACAGCAUCUUAUCCUGACUUUGYCCUCACACCUCAGGGUAGCCUUCUAGUCGAGAUGAUUGUAAAUGGAAAAAUUAAAUUCGACGGAGACCAAACUUUGAGUGCAGAUGAUUUGAAAUCCCUCUCUGGUUUUCACUGCAAAGACAAUGAAGAGAAAUGGUUAACAAAUUUUGUCAUUGAAUCAUAUUUGAAAUUAAUUAAAUCGGCAAGUGCAGCGCAGGGGAGAAACAUCAAAUUCUUUAAAGUUGAAGAAUUUCAAAAAAAAGGUGUUARAGUGCUAAUAAAAGGAAUUGGGAACCUACUAGAUCAGGACUUUAUCUUCAUUCCACUAAUCCAUGCCAAUCACUGGACCCUGGCUGUUAUCCAUCCAAAGGAUAAACUUGUCUUAGUACUAGACAGUUUGGCAAGUGACACCAUCAAGCCCAUUACCUACACUAGAAUGCAGAAGAUAAAGUCCUUGUUACAGGAAAGUGACCCAUCGUUUAAAUCCAGUGACUGGUCAUUCAUUGUUAAUUGGCCUGAUGACAUACCCCAGCAAAUCAAUACCUUUGACUGUGGUGUUUUUACCUGCAUGUUUGCAAGAUGUCUUGCGACUGACACCCCAAUGAUUAAGCAGCCAGGCAUUGAUGCUGCAAGGAAGAUUAUGGUACUUGAAUUACACCAGGAAACACUAGCAGACAUCAAUUUGCACCUAAAAUCAAGGCAAAUAAUUGUACCAAAGUACUGAGUUGCCAAUUUAUUAAUCAAUCAUGAAGCUCAAGUUAUGUUCAAGACAUUUUCACAGACAAUUAUGUCAGAUACUAACAAAGUGAAUUAACAUUAGAUAAACAUCAAUGUAAAUAGCAAUUUGUCUGUUCAUGUAUUAUUUGUCA
Molecule: messenger RNA, 2348 nt
Organism: Exaiptasia diaphana
Lineage: Eukaryota; Metazoa; Cnidaria; Anthozoa; Actiniaria; Aiptasiidae
Exons: 1
Coding region: 140-2203 (687 amino acids)
Biological process (GO): protein desumoylation
Cellular component (GO): nucleus
Molecular function (GO): nucleic acid binding; deSUMOylase activity
Source: RefSeq, a predicted model, not a curated record